GGCCACACUCAUCACAAAAUAUUUGUUUAAAAACCUUGCCUCAAUAAUUGAACCAUCUCAUUUAUUCACGCCUGAAAAACUUCACAAGCAACUUUACCUAGCUUAACUAGCUACUGCAGUAACCAUGUUCUCAUCAGAUCUAUAUUUGUUUUACUUCAUCACCUUCUUCAAUCUCUCAAUGUCAAUUCCUACAUAUAUCUUAUCUCAAUUUGUCACUGCUCCUUAUGGCAAACACUCCCGUUCAGAUAAAUCAGAAACUACAAUGUCUCCGCCAAUUGCAUGGGCUUUCAUGGAAAGCCCAAUGCUUUGGCUUACAUUUCUCAUAUUUCCUUUUGGUAAAAAUUACGCCAAUCCUUUAGCGUAUUUAGUCAUUUCUCCUUACCUUAUUCACUAUAUAAAUCGUACAAUCAUAUAUCCCCUUCGUCUCGACACAAAAGCAUCUAAUAAAUUUCCACUCAACGUUGCAAUUAUGGGUUUUAUUUACAAUGUUUUGAAUGCAUACAUACAAAGUAGAUAUGUUUCUCACUAUGCCAACUAUGAAGAUGAGUGGCUUUGGACUAGAUUUGGUUGUGGGCUUUUUGUUUUUGGAUUUGGUAUGGUGGUAAAUGUUUGGGCCGAUGGGGUGUUAUUGGGCUUGAAAAGGCAAGGUGGUGGAUACAAGAUUCCAAGAGGUGGGCUUUUUGAGUACGUGAGUAGCCCAAACUAUUUUGGUGAGAUAAUGGAGUGGUUGGGUUGGGCUUUAAUGACGUGGUCAUGGGCCGGGCUUGCAUUUUUGGUGUACUCUUCUUCUAACUUGGUUCCUCGAGCUGUUUCAACUCACAAGUGGUACUUGGAGAAAUUUGGGGAAGAUUAUCCUAAGAAUAGAAAAGCUAUUUUUCCAUUUUUGUAUUGACAUUUUGUAUCUCUUGUGAUUUUUAUGCAAUGCAAUAAAAAUUGUCUGGAUGGUUGUUACAUAUUGGAUUGUAUUGUAUUGUUAGUUUAAAUAAAUAUAAUGUUUGUUUUGAUUUUA
Capsicum annuum is the source of this 1009-nucleotide messenger RNA. Its product is annotated as steroid 5-alpha-reductase DET2. The transcript has a single exon. The coding region runs from base 125 to 892 and encodes 255 amino acids. Lineage: Eukaryota; Viridiplantae; Streptophyta; Magnoliopsida; Solanales; Solanaceae. Gene Ontology annotation, biological process: brassinosteroid biosynthetic process. Gene Ontology annotation, cellular component: membrane. The record is from RefSeq and is a predicted model, not a curated record. Gene Ontology annotation, molecular function: 3-oxo-5-alpha-steroid 4-dehydrogenase activity.